GCUCGACCGGUCACCCCUUCCAUCCCAUGCAUGUGAGUAAUUCUUGUAAGCCGCAUAUGAAUAACACGGAGGAGAAAGCGAAGGCAUUCUGGCUCCAAUGGAUUCACUCCAUUCUAGAAUUGGCGGCGGCUUUGGGAAAUAGGUAAAUCAUUAAACCCUCUUCAAAACCCAUUUGCCCCUCUUCAAAUAAGGAGCCGGCUGCUCUCCAUUUUAGAGGAGAAACUCCUCUAUGCUUGGAGAGGAUCCAAGUAGCCACGACUUGAAAAUCAAGGCUGCUUUUAGAACAUAUGCUUAGAAAAUUCAGUGAUUCCUGAAUUUUAUGUUUAAUAUGAUAUCCAAAGGCCACGCUUUGAUCAAGCUCCGUUUCUUAUUCUUUCCCGGUAAUUUGGUUGCCAAAACUUCUCUAUUCGUUUGGCCCGCCACCUAUUCGACGAUAUGUCCAAUCCAAGUUGAAAGAGAAGGAAAAGAAAUUAUAGACCAUCCAAAGGACUCUACUGAAGUUUUGAGUAACUGGGGAUGUAGUGACAGUGAUAUAUCCAAGAUAUUUGUCCGCAGGCCUUCUUUACGCAAGGCCGACGUUGCGCCCCUUCAAUCCAAAAUUAACAUUCUAAGUGGCUUGGGCAUUAAAGCUCCAGACCUUGUGAAGAUCAUCAAUUGUCGCCCCCGGUUUUUGGGUAGUCGAAUCAACCAUAACUUUGACGAGCGACUAGAGUUUUUCAUGAAAUUGUUUGAGACGAGGGAAUUGCUCGCUAAAGCCAUCGUUAGGAACCCUUCACUCUUGACGUAUGACUUUCACAAUAAGGUCAAGCCUGCUAUUUCGCUGUAUGAAGAGAUGGGCGUGAGUGGAAGGGACUUGAUUGUUAUGCUCCUGUCCCGGCCCACGAUGAUACCUCGGACUUCAUUUGAUGACGAGAAGAUGGAAUAUAUACGCAAAACUGGGGUUUCCAAGGAUUCUAAGAUGUAUAAAUAUGUUGUUACACUCAUUGGCAUCUCACGCCAUGAAACAAUCCUUCGAAAGGUGGCAAAUCUUGAAAAGUUUGGGUUCUCAGAAGAGGAAAUAUUCAGUCUGUUUGGAAGGUCUCCCUUCAUGAUGACACUGUCGGUUGAUAGGGUACAGAGGAAUAUGACUUUCAUUUUGGGCACGGCGAAGCUUUCUGCUAGCGUCGUCCUUAAGUAUCCAUUUCUGUUGUACUCUAAUCUAGAGGCUGUGUUGAAGCCCCGAGUACUUCUUGCAGAGAAGAUACAAGACAUGGAUCUUAUUUUGCAGAUCAAGGGACCCACGUUGCUGAGGGCACUGAGGAUGACAGAGAAGAGGUUUUUGAAGGCGUUUGUUGAGUGUCACCCAAAGGAUGUUGCCGAUGAGUUGAUGGAGUUCUAUAGAAAUGCAAAAGGCGUCAAGCGAUUGGCAGAAGCCUCAAAGAAAAGAGUUACUGAAGGAUUCCCUUUCUGAAGUUUUGCCCUGCCAGGUGCUCUGUUUUUAGCCCCCAAAUUCAUUUUAUUGUGCCUACCUUCCGAUAUCAUUCUCUUCCAUGAUUUGAGCCAUUUUUUUGCACAAUGACUGCUACAAGUCAUACUUUGGGGAUACAUAUCCGUUAGAUGCAAGUUCUUUCUGUCAGGUGGCUAAUGGACGACACUCUUAUGAGAAUGAUUGUUAUGCUGCAAAUGGUGUUCAGAACUUAAUUUUAUUGGUCUAAUAUCUAACUUUUGUUUGUUGUUCUGUGUACAAAAAUGAAAGGAAUAGAAGGGUUUCAUGAAUUCUAUAAGUA
Corylus avellana is the source of this 1766-nucleotide messenger RNA. Its product is annotated as Mitochondrial transcription termination factor family protein. NCBI's taxonomy places the organism in Eukaryota, Viridiplantae, Streptophyta, Magnoliopsida, Fagales, Betulaceae. Gene Ontology annotation, biological process: regulation of DNA-templated transcription. Gene Ontology annotation, molecular function: double-stranded DNA binding. The record is from RefSeq and is a predicted model, not a curated record.